ACUGCCUUUUGCGGAGGACGGCAGCUCGCCACAGCUGCCGGCUGUUGGCGGCUCUCAAAGCCGUCAGCAGUGUCUCAGAGCGUGCUCACCGCCACCAAGACGUAGCGACUCUCCACGCGGCCGUCGUUUGCGCAAAUAACGCUUUCGGCGCAUACCACUGUUGGAGCGCUCUAUACACGCGGCGCGCGCUACCAUGGCUGACUUCGCGGCCCAAGCGCCGCCGACGAGCGUCACGAAGAGCCCGGCGCCGUCCGUGGGCGCCGACUCGCCCUACCACUCCAUCGUCCAGGACGCGCAGUCCGGCCUCAUGGAAAAAGUACAAGCAGACGUGGGCCACGUCGUCCACGCGCUCGAGGCGAUCUGGAACGAGGUCGGCUACUCGGGCGAGGAGCGGCGGCUCCAGAUGGACAAGCUCAGCGACGAGCUCACGCAAACUUUGAGAGCGAAGCUCGCGCAGGAGGUGGAAGUGCGCGACGUCUUCAAGAAGGACAUCCAGGCUAAGAUUGCGGAGUGCGAGAUGCUCGCGCGGAGUGUGGAUGAUGACGGUACUGGUAGUUUGCCCGAGGGUUUAGAUGUUUCAAGGUUGCGACUGUCGCACGGCCUCAUGAAGCUCGAGGAGGAGCAGGCCAAGCUCGAGGCCGCGACCCAAUCCAGGAGAGACGAGUUCCAGAGUGUGUGGGUCGCGCUCAAGGCGUCGUCCGAGAAGCUGGGCGACGCGUUAGAUGCGGACUGCGCCGAGGUCGGCCGCGCUGAUUUGACGAAGGCGCGACUCCUACGCUUCCGGAAAGCUUUGGAGGCCUCAACGCAGCUCGAGGCCGAGCGGAGGAAUCGCCUGGAGUCCCUACAGAAAUCAACUACAGCUCUAGAGAAGGAGCUUGAUGAUGUCUCAGACGCGCCUGUCGUCGAGGGUGCGGAAUUGGCGUCGGCACGGAUCGACCAGGCCCAAGCUCGCCUCCAAGCCCUCAAGGACGAGAAGGCCGCGCGAUUGGCCAAGCUCGCCUCGCUGGGCGAGGACAUUUCUAGGUUGUGGCAACGAUUAGGCGUGGACGAGGCGCGGCAGAUCGAAUUCCGGGACGCGGUGAAGCACGGCGGGCUGCGGGGCGUGACGUUCGAGUUCGGCGAGAAGGAGCUCGCGUCGUUACGGGCCGAGCUUUGUUCGCGGUGCGGCGACUUGACCAACAAAGCUAGAGCGAAGAUCGAUGGGUUGUGGGACGAAUUGCAGACGCCGGAGGGCGUGAGAAAGGCCUUCGCGCCGCGCUGGGAUGAAGUGAGUGAAAGGACGGAGGCUUUUCUUGCUUUACAUGAGGCCGAGGUGUCGCGGCUGGAGGCGCGGCGCGAGCAGCUCCAGCCGUUACUUAAAUUAGUAGAGAAGCGCGAGGAGUUGUUGCUCGAGCGGACGGCGUUGCAUUCGCUCCAGAAGGACGCGGGCCGACUUUUACGAAGGGGCCCCGGCGCGGCAGCGGAGCGCAAGUACGAGAACGAGGCCAUGCGGCGAGUCAAGCAGCUCCCGAAGCUCACGGAGCGGCUCUACGAGAAGUUGGUGGAGUGGGAGGAGUCGGAGCCGCCCGUGCUCUACAAAGGCACGAGGUACCUCGACAAGAUGGCGCGGGACAAGCAGGAGGCGGCCGCCGAGCGCGCCGCGCACCUCGCGGCCAAGCGGCAGGCCCAGACCGCGCGCAAGGAGCGGCUCGCGGAGAUGACGAACCAGAACUCGACGGGGCUCUAGGCGUUAGCGUUCCCCGGGCAUAAGUUUACAAUUACGACA
Molecule: messenger RNA, 1765 nt
Organism: Pelagomonas calceolata
Lineage: Eukaryota; Pelagophyceae; Pelagomonadales; Pelagomonadaceae
Source: the annotation of a GenBank genome assembly